AGGAUUUUGGCACAAUAAAGGAGGUGCAGAUAAGAAAGAAAAAAAAGUGGGAGUGAAGAAGACAAGAGAGGGGUGAAACCAAAUGGAGAGCAGUGCCAGCAUGAAGCUCACACCAACAACCACCGCAUUCCUCUCUUCUCUUCUCCCGAACCCAAAGCCUCAUUCAAUCCUCAUCCCUUCUUAUUCCGCAUUCAAACCCAAACCCCUCAAAACCCUCACCCUCACCACACCCAAUAAUACUCCCUGUAUUCCCAAAUCCUACGCCGCCGAUGUCUCCUCUUCCGCUGUUACAAACACAACCGCCGCAUCCUCUCCCCGAAACCUCAGGUCACGCCUCCAAAACGGCGACACACUCUACGGCCUCUUCCUCCUCUCCUUCUCCCCAACGCUCGCCGAGAUCGCCGGCCUCGCAGGCUACGACUUCGUUGUCGUCGACAUGGAACACGGCCACGGCGGAAUCUCCGACGCGCUCCCCUGUCUCCACGCUCUCGCAGCCACCGGCACCGCCGCAAUCCUCCGCGUUCCUGAGAGCUCCGCCACUUGGGCUAAGAAAGCCCUCGACUUAGGCCCACAGGGGAUCAUGUUUCCGAUGAUCGAUUCCGCGGAAUCCGCCAUCGACGCCGUGUCGUUCUGCCGGUUCCCUCCCGCCGGGAUCCGUGGCUCGGCUCACUCCGUCGUCCGGGCUUCCGGUUACGGCAUCGAUGAAGGUUACCUUGGUAGUUACCAAGAAGAGCUGUUGAUUAUGUGCCAGGUUGAGUCCGUUGAGGGAGUGAAGAACGUUGGUGAGAUCUCAGCGGUUGAUGGAGUUGAUUGCAUCCAAAUGGGACCGUUGGAUCUGAGCGCCAGUAUGGGGUACUUGUGGGACCCAGGGAACAGGAAAGUGAGGCAGUUGAUGAGGGAGGCUGAGGCGAAGAUUCUGAAAAGCCGCAGCGGCGGUGGCGUCGGCGUUGGGACUUACCUGUCUGGGUUCGCUAUGCCGCAUGAUGGGCCCGGGGAUCUCAAGUCACGUGGGUAUCACAUGGUGUCUGGUGCCGUUGACGUUGGGUUGUUUAGAAGCGCUGCUGUGGAAGAUGUGAAGAAAUUCAGGUUGAGUUUGAUUGAUGAAGAUCAUGAUAGUGAGGAGGAAGAGGGUAAAGAUGCUGAUGAGAAGUACUGGAGUGAGUGAGUGACUGAAUUUUGAUUAAGUGAGAGGAUUUUGGUUCUUGUUUAUCUUGUUUUCACUGUUAUGUUCCUCAGAUUUUGUAAAUUAGGUCAUGUAGUUGGAUAUGCUGAUUUUGCUGCUCAAUGAAUAUUAAAGUUUUGAUGCUGAUUUUCCUCAGAAUAUGUUGAAUAGAAUAAAUUGAGAGUAUGCAUUUCCAAAAUGAUUUGGUUUCUGGAGGUGAUAGUGACGAUGGUCUAAAUUGGGGAAACUCUGUAUCCGUAUAGUAUCUGGAAUUAGAGAGAGCAUGGCAAAAAAGCAAGUUACAUAAUCUCAACACACCAUCAGCGCUGAGGAAGUUCAAGUUACAUAGUCAUGUCAAAAAAAAGAACAAGCAAAUCCUUAACAUUCCUUGACAUAUGCUUGCUUUUGAACAUACACUUUUACAGGCUGUUCCUCCUGAAUACCGCAAUGGUAUAUUACAGAAAGUCACAAAGGACUUUUAGAAACAUCCCUCAAAAAAUAAGGAAUAUCUUG
Messenger RNA from Arachis stenosperma, 1675 nucleotides. RefSeq lists its product as uncharacterized. Lineage: Eukaryota; Viridiplantae; Streptophyta; Magnoliopsida; Fabales; Fabaceae. Gene Ontology annotation, cellular component: cytoplasm. The record is from RefSeq and is a predicted model, not a curated record. Gene Ontology annotation, molecular function: aldehyde-lyase activity. The transcript has a single exon. Bases 83 to 1165 code for a protein of 360 amino acids.